Molecule: messenger RNA, 783 nt
Organism: Coccidioides immitis RS
Lineage: Eukaryota; Fungi; Ascomycota; Eurotiomycetes; Onygenales; Onygenaceae
Exons: 1
Coding region: 1-492 (163 amino acids)
Source: RefSeq, a predicted model, not a curated record
AUGAGCUGGCUGUACCCUUUCUCCAGUACCUCCCACCGCCGCCGUCGCUCCAAAGACCGACACUCCACCGUCAGCUCAAACCACCACCACCACUCGCGUCAUUCCACCAGCGCGCCCUCCAUUUUCAGCCUGGGGAGCUACGCCAAUCGCUCCUCGGCCUCCUCCGUCUAUUCCGCCGGCGGCUCUUCCUCACGCCGAGCAAAGCCGCGCUCGGGGUUUGUGGCACGCAUUGUGCAUAAGAUCAAACGCCUGUUCAGACAUAUAGUCCAUUAUGCGAAGCGGCAUCCAGUGAAGGUUUUCCUGAUGGUGAUCAUGCCGCUGAUCACGGGAGGGGUGCUGCAGAAGCUGCUGAGCGCCGUGGGAGUUCGUCUUCCCAAGAGUUUGAUGGGUGGGAGAUCGAGGGGAGGUAGUAUUGGCGGGUUCGAUAGCGGUGGGAAUGGCAUCGGUGAGAGUGUCAAGGGAUUGGUCUCUGUUGCGAAGAUGUUCUUGUGAUCAUUUCUAUGUUUGCGCUUGUUUCUUUUUCACUUUUGUUUGGCUUCCGGUUUCUUCUGUUAGAGUUGGAGGAACGGGGAGGGACUUGUUUUUUUCUGUUCGGGUUUUCCGUUUUUGGAGGAUGUGGAUCAUGCGGGAAAUUUUUAAUGAUACGGUCGAACGAAUGGCGAGAUACCCCGACUCGAUACGCCGCGGCCUGGGACGAAUUGAUGAACUUUUUUGCGAAUUGACCGCGAGAUGAAUUUCGCGAGUAACGAUAGAAAAGAUGGACGAAAACAUGCUUUCAUAGUU